Molecule: messenger RNA, 1280 nt
Organism: Pseudogymnoascus verrucosus
Lineage: Eukaryota; Fungi; Ascomycota; Leotiomycetes; Thelebolales; Thelebolaceae
Exons: 3
Coding region: 555-833 (92 amino acids)
Source: RefSeq, a predicted model, not a curated record
CCUUCUUCUUCCAUCCAACACCAACUCCCAUUUCCCCAACACCUCCUCCCCUAACAACUUUCAGCCGUACGUAUUCACGUAAAAACAACACUACGCCUAGACCACCCUCAUCUUCAAACCUCCCCCCUUGUCCACCCUACCCAUCUUGGCACGAGCCGAGCCGGGCCAGCCGUGCCGUGCUAGUCCACUUAUACAGCAUUUCCCAAUCCACAGCUAAGAAGUCCAAGAGUUAUAGUUAGACAGUUUAGACACCAUACGCGCGUACAUUUCUGUACCCUAUAAGGGGGGGGGGAUCUUUAUAUAGACGGUAAGGAUAAAGAGAUACCUCACAAAAGCCCAGCUCCACUUCACUUCACCCCCUUAGCACAUAAAUCGCCCUACCGCCCCCCCUACCCCAACGUCACUUUGGACUUUCAUCCCUUCUCGCGUAGGAUUUGUACUACCCGACCUUCAACUUUACCUUCCAGUCCUUUCCUCUCUACCACUCACUCCUACUCAUACUCAAUCCACCAAACCAACACAAACCAAACCUCAUCAACCAACCCACCACCGCGAUGGCAGAUCAAUACCAACAACAGCCCUACGGCCCCCCUCAACCCGGCUACGGCGGACCCCAGCAAUACGGCCCCCCCCAGCCCGGCUAUGGCGGUCCACCGCAGGGAGGGUAUUAUCCCCAGGCGCCUCCUCAGCAGAUGCAAUACCAACAAGCCCCUCCCCCCGAGGAGAAGAAGGACCACGGCUGCCUUUACGGAUGUAUCGCAACUAUGUGCUGCUGCUGGCUCUGCGGCGAGACCUGCGAGUGCUGUCUCGAGUGCCUGACGUGCUGUUUCUAAACCCGACCUCUCUCAACCAACUAAUUAUCUAAUUUCUCGGAUCUGAGACGACACGGACGAGGGAAACGGGAGGAGUAAUGGGAAUGCAUGGAUGGAUGGAUGGAUGGAUGGAGCGAUGAACGGGAAAUGGAGGGAAGAGUGCAAAAGGAAUGGGGAAGGAGAGGGGAGAGAGAGAGACUACAAUACCCAUGGCCAUGGUUUUCCUUAAAAAAAUAAUUCAAACUCGUUGCCGGUGGGGGGGACAAAGUUGGUCUGCCAUCAGGAGAGACGAAUAGUAGUGAAAAUGAAAAAUCCACACCUUUUCACCGGCUAUUACAAGAUAGACCUGAAGCCAUGAUAAUAACCAUAAACCUCAAAUCCGUGCUGCUACCCCAUCUUCACCACCCCACUGGCUCCACCAAACACUGAAUGCCAGUUGGUUGUCUACUAUAUUACACGUAAAAGCCC